GUUAGACUUCACUAUUUUGCUGGACAUGUUUUACUGUAAAAAAAAAAAGUGUGAAUGGAGAGCUACUUAGCUGAAAAAUAGUAAUUCCGAGCUGUGAAUCCAUCGGGCCACAGCAGUUAACUUGGCCAACUGGUUUCAGGUUUGUUCGAGUUAGUAGGCUACUUUCAAAAGUGGCUCUGACGUAUUGGUGCGACUGAUGGGAACGGAGAUCUACAGGCGUCCUCAAAUCAUUACUCACAAGGCGCAGCCCAGACGGUGCGGAUCACAGGUUGUGAAACUAGGGACUAUGGACUGCGCAAUUUGUUUUUACAUAUUACUCGAAACGGAAUGUGCGUGUGAAUGUAGCAUUUCUGCCUCAUGAGUCAUUCAAUAUAUCAACAGGAUGUGUAUACAUUGUGUUGGGAAAUGAAAAGAAAUCAUGUCCGCCCAAGGACUGCUGAACGUUUUCUCUUGCUCUUCACCAGCAUCCAAAAAUAUUUCUAAAAGGAAAUUACGGCAAACUCGAAGUUUAGAUCCAGCAUUGAUACGAAACUAUGGAGCAGAUUCAAAUGCCUCGUCGGGAUAUCCAAGCGAGUCUAAGUUGCACUGUUUUGCCUCGAAUCAAACAGGUGGUUUACCGUACCUUCAAGCGUCCGCCGAGAACCUCACGGCAGGUCAAGUGGAGGCGCGCGCCAAGACAAAGCGAGUGAAACAGCAUCAUUCAUCUUCAAGCCUGUUCUCAUCCUUAGACACCUCGUUGUUUGCUGACUUUAGCUCUGAUCACGAAGGAAAGAACUUAAAAUGGAGUACUGCAGAUUUGUCGGUUAUUCGGUGCACAACACCAACAACAUCAGGAAGCUCAAGUACCCUUUUCUCACCUCGAAAGUGGCUACAGAAAAAGCUGCAGCAUCAGGAUACUCAGUCGUACACGGUGUACCAGUCUGAGGGAGACUUCACCUGGAGCAGUGCGUCGGGGCGCACCGUGCCUCUGCAGCCCUCUCCCAUCCAGAGCCUGUCGGAUGGGCGUGUCCGUCUGCAGGAGGUAGCCUACAGCCGCCUGCACCAGGACUACGACCUGACCUGUCAGGUCACCAUCCCCAAAGAUUGUCAGAAGCGCAAGAAGUCCCUGAGGAGGAAACUUGAUUCAUUAUCCAAAGAGAAGAGUAAAGACAAAGAGUUUGUGCCCCAGGCGUUCGGAAUGCCGCUGUCGCAGGUGAUCGCUAACGAUCGUGCGCAUAAGCAGCGGCACGAUGGCCACCGCGGAGCCGAAGAGCAUCGGGGAGACGCCACCUCUGACCUGGUUUCCUCCAUCCUGCACUUCACCACCAAGCGGCCAAAGGAGCUCUCCAGCAGCAACUCCUCGCUCAGCUCCACCUCAGAGACGCCCAGCGAGAGCGCCACCCCCGGCACACCCGAUUCUGCACCGCGCGCUCGCAGACGGGGUGGGAUGUCUGUGGACUCCAUCACAGACCUGGACGACAGUGAGUCUCGUCUGCUGGAGGCCCUGCAGCUCUCGCUGCCCACAGAGGCGGCCAGUAAGAAGGAGAAGCACCAGGACAAGAAGCUCAGCCUCAACCCCAUCUACAGACAGGUGCCCAGGGUAGUGGACUGCUGCUGCCAGCACCUGGAGCGAUAUGGUUUGCAGACUGUUGGUAUUUUCCGUGUAGGAAGUUCAAAGAAAAGAGUACGACAGCUGCGAGAUGAAUUUGACCAGGGCUCGGAGAUCCAACUGGAUGAAGAACACAGUGUCCAUGAUGUGGCAGCGCUUCUGAAAGAGUUUCUGCGGGACAUGCCUGACCCCCUGCUCACUAAAGAGCUCUAUACCGCAUUCAUCAACUGCAUGUCACUAGACCCUGUGGAGCAGUUCAGCGCCAUGCAGCUGCUGGUCUACCUGCUGCCUCCCUGCAACAGUGACACCCUGCACAGGCUCCUGGAGUUCCUGUCCACGGUAGCCGCCCACGCCGAAGACACCCACAACGGAGAAGGCCAAGAGAUUACAGGGAACAAGAUGACCUCUCUGAACCUGGCCACCAUCUUUGGGCCCAACCUCCUCCAUAAACAGAAAAGCUCAGAUAAAGAGUUCAUGGUCCAGAGCUCUGCUCGGGCAGAAGAGAGCACCACCAUCAUCGGGAUCGUCCAGAGGAUGAUCGACACGUAUGAGUCACUCUUCAUGGUGUCCCCUGACCUGCAACACGAGGUGCUGAUGAGUCUGCUGGAGACGGACCAUGACGUCGUGGACUACCUGCUGAGGAGGAAGGCGUCUCAGUGGGAGAACCCAGGCCUGCUGCGCUCCAACGACUCGUUCUCCCUGAGUGAGCGGCACUCCUGCAGCGACUCCAACAAUGUGUCCAGUGGGGAGGUCUCCCCCUACGAUAACAACUCCCCCGUGCUCACUGACCGACUGCUGUCCCCAGAGCCGUGUGAAGAAGACAGCCGGCCCCGCCGGCCAGACAAGCUGUCUCAGGAGGGCCCCGUCAGCGGGAGGCCGGGCCACAUCAGCCUCUCCUCAGCCUGCAGCACAGCUGAACACAAAGAUGACCGUUUGUGGAGAGCUUGGCAUGCAACACUGAAGUCAGAAUUACAAGACCAGAACUCAGGCUCCCACAGAAGCAUAUCCCAGAGCUUAGCAGAGGGCCUGGACAACCAGCGCGGCCUGCAGAAGCGGCGCGCACACACCUCCUCAGCAGUGCUGGACUGCCAGAGUCACACGCCGGUCACACGGGUCAGCAGCAGCCCACAGACAGGCAGUUGCUUCAGCCAACCGCAACGCAGCACGGAGCCCCGCAGCCAACCAGGAUCAAGCAGCUUAGAUGACAUCACGCUCAGUAGAGCCUCCCCUACCAGAGCUUUUCACUCGGCCAAGAGUUGGGGCAGGCUGGACAGCACGUUGCCCCCUCCGUACCCAGGGUUCAACAGAAGGGCCAGUACCCCUUCACCAGCGGCACCCACACCACCCCAGGUGCCUCCGUCCAUACAGGUACCACGGCAACCCCCACAGAUCCGCAUCCCCGGCCCCCAGAUGGAGGCCUCUGACGAGCCGUCCACCCCAAAGGCCCUCAGGCCACCCAACAGCCCAGGCUGGCCGGUCUGGCAGCGGGACAAGUGGCAGAUAUGGCAGCUGCUCUCCUCAGACAGCGCUGACACACUGCCAGAGACACUGGUGUGAUGCUGUGCCCAGUACAGCGCUCCAGUUGACCGUGUCUCUCUGGGCUGGACAUAAAGGAUGUGGAUAGUUCUUCUGAGAAUGUUGGGGCUUUGUUGUUGUUUUUUUUUUUUACUUUACAUUUCCUGCCAAGUAAUCUUUAUUUUUUACUCAGCUCCAACAGUAGUUUGUUCAUUACAUGUUUAAACAUACCUCUAAAUGGAAAAGAUCACAUUUCUCACUGUUAGUAAAGAAUGGUUCUUUACAGUAAGAUGACUCCUCUAUCUGAUGCUCCGAUCAAACAAAAAAGAGUCAUUGAUAUGUCAAAAAACAUGACCCAUUUGAAUGUAGACUAUUAUGCAGUGCCUUUGGUACUAUUUUUCUACCCUAAGUUCACUGUUUGUGGAUGCUGGUUUGUUGUUUGUGUGUGUGUGUGUGUGUGUGUGUGUGUGUGUGUGUGUGUGUGUGUGUGUGUGUGUGUGUGUGUGUGUGUGUGUGUGUGUGUGUGUGUGUGUGUGUAUGUGUCACAGUGUUUCCAUUUUUUGUGGAGCAACAGAGCAAUCCUAUACUGUAUGUCCUUUUCAGUCAGUAAGAUAGCGCAGCGCACUUCACCUUAAGUGUGCUUGGCAAUUUGAAUCCCAAUGUAGUAAGUCCCUUUUGUGAAAUGCUGCACAGCACUCAGUAUGCCUGUUUGGCUUGCUGUUGGAGUAAGCUCAUCUGGAGGCAAUGUAAAUGGAUGACUGCAUUAUUGCACUUAAUUUUCUGAUAGAGCUUUUCGUAUAUUUUCUACAGCUAUAAAUGCUUUUAUUUUUGUCUUUAUUGUCACAUACGUUUUAUAGAAAUUGACAGAGUCAAAGUAUAUUUUAUUAGGUAUAGAUAUAAGUUAAACUAGGUGCUAUCCUUGUGCAUGAUAUAACAGUUCUUACAUGUAUUGACCACGUUCCCUCCCAAGUUUCUUUGUCCACUGUUUUAAAGAACAUUCUAUGAUCUAGAUGCUCUACACUAUUGGUUCAGUGAUAGUUUUCCUUUAGUUAUUGUGCACUUUGACUUCAGUUUACAGUUUUCUUCUUUACCCAGAAUGCAUUUUAUCCAUGCUUCGUAUGUGUGCCUUGAAAUUCAUUGCAUGCUAGAAUAUUGAGCUAGUCUGCAAUGCUACUGGAACAUUCUCAGCUACAGUAAAUGGCAGUAAAACAUCCCCAGAAGCUUAGUGUACAAGAAAUGUGUGUUUUACCAAAACGAUUAAACAGUGUUCUCUUAAAGGAGCUCAGAGAGGAGAUGGCUGACACAAGGUAACACAUCAUAAAAAUAAGCAACUGUACAAACAGUGCAGUACUGCUGAGUUCUUCUGUGUCUGCUAGGCUGUCUAGCAAAAUGAUGUUCUAUUGUUGUCAAUCCAAUCACAAUCUGUUUCUUUUGCUAUUUCCUCACAGACAAUCUUAGUGUCUAAUUAUGCUUUAUGCUUUAUUCAAACUGUCAAAGACACUGCAAUUCAGUUGUGAUUUAUCAUCAGUAUGUCAUCACACAAUAAAGCUUUCAGCUCCCUAGUCAUCACAGAAAGUUCAGUAGGUGCCUGUAUUUAUCUUUUAACAAAAUGGAAAUGGUCAAUUAUCGCAGCCAUAUGUCUAAAGGAACUCUAUGGUUGUGACUCAGAGAUGUAUUGUUCAUUAUGCUUUGGUUAAGUUCUUUAAUCUGUCACACUGACAGUAACACUCUGUGACACUGAUCCUUUCAUUUGUGUAUGGGGAGGGAACAGAGGAAAAAGUGAAUCUGCAUUGUAGACUCAAUUGAAAUCAUGUGUUGCUUAAAGCGAAGCAGUCAUAAAAAUGUGGUUGGCAAAAAAAGAUGUGCCUGUAUUCUGGUCACAAUAAUUUGUUAAAAAUAAAGUGUUUCUUUCUUCUUUCUGUUGUUUACUUAUCCAUGUUUUUAUUGUCCUGUACUGGUCGAGUCAUCUUUUCAUUUGUAAUAUGCAUUGUCCUAAAGGCUUUCUUGAUGUAAUAAAGCUGCUUAGCUGCUUUCUAUUUA
This is a messenger RNA of Alosa alosa (allis shad), 5143 nucleotides long. Its product is annotated as rho GTPase-activating protein 6-like. Gene Ontology annotation, biological process: signal transduction. The record is from RefSeq and is a predicted model, not a curated record. NCBI's taxonomy places the organism in Eukaryota, Metazoa, Chordata, Actinopteri, Clupeiformes, Clupeidae.